Quercus lobata is the source of this 447-nucleotide messenger RNA. RefSeq lists its product as uncharacterized. The transcript has 4 exons. Lineage: Eukaryota; Viridiplantae; Streptophyta; Magnoliopsida; Fagales; Fagaceae. The record is from RefSeq and is a predicted model, not a curated record. The coding region runs from base 4 to 447 and encodes 147 amino acids.
CCAAUGUCGGUCGGCAAUGCAACCGACCCAGCCCGUCGAGACCGGCCCAAAGUGGAAACUGAGCGAGGUGGAGUUAUCUACUUGCUUCCUGAUAAUCUUAGCGAAAUUGGUGUGGAGUACGUUGAGGUUUACAUCAGUGAUACUUCAAAUGAAUGUGGCAACAACUUAUCAAUUGAAAAAGAUGGUGAUUGUACAAAAUUUCAAAAACUUGAUGUUCAAACCAAUGUGCAACUCACACCAACAUCUGUACUCAAGGAAAACAAAAGAGCAUAUUCAGGGGCUACUACAAAACGGCAAAGUGUUUGUUCCGGACAUCAGAACCGUCCAUGCCAAGGAUUUGAACUUCAUCCUUCGUUCCGGGAUAUACGUGCAUUGGGACGGAUAACUCCGGGCUUCGCACCUGAUCCUCGGAGUAGAGCCAGUUUACUCCACCUGGCAGAACUUUAA